This is a messenger RNA of Acaulospora colombiana, 490 nucleotides long. The record is from the annotation of a GenBank genome assembly. Lineage: Eukaryota; Fungi; Glomeromycota; Glomeromycetes; Diversisporales; Acaulosporaceae.
AUGAAGGAAGGGGAUAUGGAAGAGAGGACACAUGGCGCUUCAGUUCAGGGGACAGGAUUGCUGAGUAACUCCAAAAAGAGAAAGCGUGGUGGCGAGACGAAAUUUGCGAAUGGGAGCUCUGGGCACUUAAUUGGCCACACUCCUGUGCAGCGCAAGGUUACCACGAACUGGGCCCGCUUGUUAUCCAGUCCUACGACAGCCCCCUCUCAUGCUCAAGAUCCGCCCAUCAUUGGUGGGACAGAGAGGGUUCCCUUUGUGGAGGCCACAUGUGGCAAUAUCAAAGAUUUUAUCUUGCUGGUUGGGACCAGCAGUAAUUAUUGGGUAAAGCUAAUCGGUGCAAGAUUUGGUGGCAGCUGCAUGGCAGCUUACCGCCCAAAAUCAGCCGGCGGGGCGUGUGUUACAAAGGUGGAGUUGGCCUCGGGCCCAGUGGGACGAAAUUCAUCUGUGUGCCAUCUUGGUAGAGUCGAAGAACCACCUGCGUCAGCAAGUG